AUGGAUUCACAGCCGAACGGCGAGCAAGAAGAGAAUCCCCGUCAGGAUGAUUCAAGCGAAGAGGUUGAGAUGCAAGUCGAUCAGGUGCUGGAGGACGCGUUUGUGAGCACGUCGCAGGAGGAGGCACUGCAUCUGCAAGAAGGUUGGGAGGGUGUGACGGAGGAGGUCCCUUCUGAUGACGUGGCCAUGCCAGACUGGCACGAUGACGCCAUUGAUCUGACGUGGCAGAACAGCCAGCCAGUCUCGCCGCAAGGAGCUCAAUCCCAGGACUUCUCACAGCUAAUUUCUCAAGACAUCAAGCCAGAUAUCCAGCCAUUCGCCGCCUACCCACCUGCGGGGCCUCUUCCCGUGCCUGUACCCGAGCCUGCUGCCGAACCUGGAGAUGGUAGAGGACAGAAGACGAGGAGGCCCGGUGCAGCUGCGGCAGGUGGUGAGGAGGAAGUGAGUGGUCCGGGAGGAGCGGAAGAAGGGGUUGAGAGGGGUGGGAUGGCAGCAGCAGGCGGAGGAGCAAGGGAGCCGUGCACUGCUCACACUGGGCCUGGUGCUGACGUGGCUGGAGUGCCCGUUGCUGAUGUGGCCUGUGAGCCUGAUGCUGACGUGGCUCAAGUGGAUGAGGGCCCUGCAGAGGAGGCUCGCUGGCUAGCCACUGAUAGCUAUGGGUCGUUUGGGUGCAGCAGCGUUCAGCCCGUGACUCAGGAGUUCCCAGACUCUGCUGACCUCUUCCCCCUGCCUGCUGACCACGCUCACAGGCUGGGCGACGGGGACAAGGACGAUACCGCAGCUGAUUCUAUGGGGGACAAGGACAAUAACGCAGCUGCUUCAAUGGGGGACAAGGACAAUAGCGCAGCUGUUUCAGUGGGGAACAAGGACAAUAACGCAGCUGCUUCUAGUGGGAAUGCAGAGGAUAAAGCUGCUGAGCUGGAUGGGGGCGAGGAGGGGAAGGUGAUGAAGGACAGUAGUGCAGCAGAUAAUGACGGGGACGUGGGAGGUGCAGACAAACAGGGCAGCGCAGCAGUUGACAGUGGGGAUGAGGGCGGUGGGACAGGUGAAGAGGGGACUAGGGAGGGGCACGUGGGGAGGGAAGGCGAGGGGAAGGUGGGGGGAGCGAGAGGUGGGGAGGGAGAGGGCAGGCGAGGGGAAGAGGAAUUAAGUGAUGAGUGUGCUGGAGUGGGUGGGGGUGCGAAGGAAGUGGACGCGAGGGAGGAAAAGGGUGAAGAGAAGGAAGGGGAGGGGGGUGAUGGGGCAGCAGAGGUGCGGAUUGGAGAGGCGGGGGUGUCAAGCAUGGAGUUGGGGGGAGGAGGUGAAGGGGGCAGUGGCCAACAGGUGGGACGCGAGGCCGAGAGGGGUGAGGAAAUGGGGGCUGGGGUAGAAGAGGAGGAAGAGGUGGAUGGGGAGGAGGAGGGUGGAGGAGUAGUGGAGUUGGUUGUGGGAGACAAGGAGGGACAGGACGGAGGCGAGGGGAAGGAGACGGAGGAGGGAAGGGAGAGGAAUGAGGUGGAAGGGACAGAAGGGGCUGAGGAGAGGAAGGAGGAUGAGGAUGUGAGGCGGCAGAGAAGAGAAGCCGCAGAGGAGGAGGAGGAAAGAGCCGCAGUGCAAGCAGUGCAAGCUGACGCCGGCGACCUUGGCUUGAAGGCUGCAACACGGCUUCAUGUGGAAGGAGAAGGAGACGGUCCUGUGAGUCAGGUGAUGGAAGAUGAGAAUGAAACUCGGCAGGGGAUCAGGGAUGGCGAGGGGAAGGAGCUUGGGCAGGGGAGAGGGAAUGGUGUGGAGAAUGGGCAGGGGGGACGGAAUGAUGUGGAGGAUGGGCAGGCGGGAGGGGAUGAUGUGGAGAUGGCAGAAGCGGGUGUGAAGCCGACGUUUGAGGCGUGGCUGGCAGGGGAUGGGGCAGAGGAGGGCUCAUAUGAGACGCAGCAGACAAAGGAUGUGAUGCAUGUGUGCGCGGACGACUCUGCUGCUGCCGUAGCGGAUGUGCCAGCAGCUCCCCCUGCUGUUGAUGUCCCCAUGAAUCUUGAGCCAUCCGAAAAGUCGUUGGACACGCAGCAGACAAGGGAUGCGAUGCAUGUGGACGCGGAUGUCUCUGCCGCCGCCCUUGCGGGUGUGUCUGGAGCUCCCUCUGCCAAUGAUGUCCCCAUGGCCCUGGAUGGUGAUACAGGCAAAAAGGGGGAGGUGGAAGGAGCGAAGGAGGCAGAGGGAGAAAAGGAGGUGCUGGGAGAAAAGGAGGUGGAGGGAGAAGAGGAGCUGGAGGGAGAGGAGGACGUGGGGAGGAAUGCUAAAGCGAAAGAACGUGGGCAGGAGGAGGUGGAGGAGAAGAGGAGGGCGGAGAGGGUGGGGGGUAUGAGUUCAGUCUAUGGCACUUUCACCCGCUUUGCCAAGAGCCUCUUUUCUGGUGGCUCCAGUGUCAACGCCGGGGGUGGCAUUGGUGGUGGCGAGGGCGAGAGUGCUGGUGGUGCCGCUGCAAGUGGCUAUGAAUCGCAGGAAGACAGAGGAGAGAGGGACGGGUGUGUUCCUGCUGCUGCUGCUGCUGCAUCCACAGGGGCUGAUGUUGCUACAGCCACUGCUGAUAUUGCUGCUACUGCUGCUACUACUGCUGCUGCUACUGCUGCUACUGCUGCUGCUAUUACUGCUACUACUGCUGAAGUUGUUGCUGUUGCUGACGAGGAGACGCAGGACGGAGAGGGGUUGGUGCUAGUGCCAGACGAAGAGGAAUUGCAUAGGGCACAGGAGGAGGACGGGCAGUGGACAGAGGCGUAUGACACCCAGGAGACACAUGGAGCUGAAGUGCAGGAGACGUCUGUUGAGAAGCUGACUUCUGAGUUGACUCAAAAGUCAGAGGGGGUGGCGCUCGGGGAAGAGGAGGCGGAAUUGCUGAGGACACAGGAGGAAAAGGACGUGCAGUGGACAGAGGCGUAUGACACCCAGGAGACACAUGGAGCUGAAGUGCAGGAAUUGUGUGUUGAGAAAUCCCAAGAAACGGCUGCAGCAACAGGGCAUCGUAACGCAUCGCCUGCAGCAACAGAGCAUUCUCACGAAUCGCCUGCAGCAACCCAGGAGAGAGAUGGCGUUGAAGCCCAGGAGAUGGAGGAGGAGGAGGAAGGGCAUGAGGAGCAGGCAGAGGAGGUGAACGAAGCAGACACAGAACAAGGGGAUGAGGUGGGCUCAGAGGAAGCGGAGGUGGUGGUUGUUGUGGGAGGGGUGAAUGGGGCUCAAGAGAUAGCUGAGGGGGAGCGGGAGAAGGAGAAGGAGAAGGAGGAGGAGGGAGUGGAGGCGGAUGAGGAAGGGGAGAGGUUGUUGGUGGGCCGUGAGCCUGGGGUGGAUUCGGGAGGAGGAGGAGGAGGAGGAGGAGGAGGAGGAGGAGGAGGAGGAGGAGGAGGAGGAGGAGGAGGAGGAGGAGGAGGAGGAGGAGGAGGAGGAGGAGGAGGAGGAGGAGGGGGGGGAGGGGAGAGAAGUGCAGGUGAGGAGGAGGAGGCAGAGUUAGUGGUGGAAGUGGGGGGGACGGGAGGGGGAGUGAGAAUGGAUGUGGAGGAGAUGGGAGGUGGGGCAACAGGGGUGGUGGGUGGGGAGGAACAAGAGGUAGCCAGAGUAGCAGUUGAGGGGGAAUGGGUGAGAGAGCAGGUAGGAGUAAUUGGGAAGAGGCGGAGUGAAGAGAAGGGCGCAGGGGAGGACAGGCAGACAGCACAGACAGGCUUGGCUGUCCUUGGUCGUGGCAGUGGCAGUGCACGUGGCGGCGAGGGGAGAUCUUUUGAGGUACGUGAGAAGCAGGGGACCAUGGCUGGUGCUGACAGUGCUGCUCGUGCUGGGAGUGAGACGCAGGACGAGGCGGUGGCUCCUGAAGAAGGGACGGAAUCAAAGGGGGGAGAGGAAGCGCAAGGAGUGCAAGAAUCUGAGGGGCGAGGGUUAAGGGGAGGGGAGAACAAAGGAGCAGGAGAGGUUGGAGCGAGGGAGGCAGGAGAACGAGCGUCAGCUGCGAAAGGUCCAGCGGCUGUACUACUCAGCAAGCAGAUCUCAGGCUUUGACAUGUCAGCAAGCGUGGCAGUGGAUGUGCCGGGAGUAACCGCUGCCACUGCUGACACGAUAGCUGAGGCGCUAGCUUCCAAAAUGACUGCUGAGGUGGCGGCAGCCAUUGCUGCAGGGCUCAGUGGGGCCAACAAAAGGCCAGGUUCUGCCGGCCAGGAUCAGAGCAGCGCGAAGGAAAAGGACGGGAGACGCAGUCCGGUGGAGGAUGGGAGGAUUUUCGCCAAGGAUGGAGAUGUGCUCUUCAGAUCGUCUCGAUUCGCAGUAAUGGCGGGAUUGGGUGAGGGUUCAGAAGAGGAAGAGCUCGAGUUUCGAGUGGAGGUGGUUGGGAGGAGGAGGAAGAGCACUGGGAGCCCUGCUAACACACCCACGACAACUCUGAGGGAAGGCAGGGGGCAUGUCAGGAAUGAUGAUGCUGAGGAGGGUGGUUUGCAGGAAAGGCCGCAGGUUGCAAGCGAGGGAAGAAAACGAGCCCGUGGGCUGAAGCAUGAACGGAGGAGUGGGCGCGAGGAAGAGAAGAUUGAGAGGCUACUGUUAGGUGAACCAGUGUCAGGAGGAGGUGGCGCCAUGGAUCCUCCCCGAGCCUCCACUGGUGGAAAGCCAGCUAGAGUCUCUGUGUUUGCUUUUAAUGAGGGUGUGGGUGGUCCUAGCGCUGGUGUUCUGCCGGUCACUCCAAAUGCUCCAAUUGCCAGCGCCACUCCUGCUGACACACCUACGACAACUCCAAGGGAAGGCAGGGGCCAGGCAGGGAAUGAUGCUGAGGAGGGUGAUUUGGAAGGAAGACCGCAGGUUGCUAAUGAGGGGAGAAAACGAGCUCGUGGGCUGAAGCAUGGAGGGAGGAAUCGGCACGAGGAAGAGAAGAUUGAGGGGCCACUGUUAGGUGAACCAGUGUCAGGAGGAGGUGGCGCCAUGGACCCUCCCAGAACCUCCACUGGUGGAAAGCCAGCUAGAGUCUCUGUGCUGGCUGGUGGUGAGGGUGCAGGUGGUUCCAGUGCUGGUGUUUCGCCGGUCACUCCAAAUGCUCCAGUUGCCAGCGCUGCUCCUGCUUCUGCGCCGCCUCCAAUCAGGAAGAAGUGGUGGCAGCAUUUGUACGAAUCACUUGAUGGCCGAGAAACGGGCAGGCAGGAUAGCACAGGAGCGGUGUCUCGGACGAAUGAUGCUGCAGAGAUCGAUCCAUCGUGGGACCUUCUGGAUGUAUUGAUGAAUGCAGGGGUAUCCCUACCACUGCCAGCGCGAAGGAAUCAGCACCGCACACAGUUUUGA
This is a messenger RNA of Closterium sp. Naga37s-1, 5274 nucleotides long. The record is from the annotation of a GenBank genome assembly. Lineage: Eukaryota; Viridiplantae; Streptophyta; Zygnematophyceae; Desmidiales; Closteriaceae.